This is a messenger RNA of Epithele typhae, 3552 nucleotides long. RefSeq names its product Sec8 exocyst complex component-specific domain-containing protein. The transcript is spliced from 17 exons. Gene Ontology annotation, biological process: Golgi to plasma membrane transport; exocytosis. NCBI's taxonomy places the organism in Eukaryota, Fungi, Basidiomycota, Agaricomycetes, Polyporales, Epitheliaceae. Gene Ontology annotation, cellular component: exocyst. Bases 1 to 3552 code for a protein of 1183 amino acids. The record is from RefSeq and is a predicted model, not a curated record.
AUGGAGUCACGCACGACCCGGGAUUCGCAGGAAGGAUAUGAUGGUCGACCCUCUGGACUUCCCAAUGGCCCACAGUCUAGGUCUCGAAUCACUACCAACGGCUCUGAGCAGGCGAAUGGAAGGAGAUAUCGGGACCCCGUCUCCCCAGCCGAGAUCUCUCCUACUUCGCUCGCCGCUGUAGCUGCAUUCCAAAGUUUCGGGAGGCGGAGAGGGACCAUCGACGAUGCAGAUGACGAGUAUGAAAUUCAGAGGCAACGAGAGAUUGAGGUGCAGAAGCAGCGACAGCAGAAGAUCAGGGAGAAGGUCCCUGGCCGACGGACCACAGGGAAGGCGAAGGCUGGAGAUAUCGACGCCGUACUGGAUGAGAUACGAGAUGAAUGGGCCAUCGUCACCGGUGACGAUUUCAAUCCAGUAGACCUAGCGCUACAGCUUUUGGAUGAGUCUUCACUUGGCAAGGACAUGGAUUCCUUUCGAAGGACAAAGGCCAUUCUUUCUCGGGCAAUGAAGGGCUCCAUCGACAAACACUAUCAGGCUUUCAACGCUGCACUCCCUCACCAUAGCGCUUUGUUGAAUCAUCUGGACGCUACACAAAAGCAAAUAGUAGAAGCUCGUAAUGCACUGCAGGAAGCGAAAGAAACUCUGGGCAGUAAACGUGGUGAUCUUGUACAGCUGUGGUCCAGGAAUCAGACGGUCGAGGAGAUGAUGCGUAUACUCGAUCAGAUUGAACACUUAAAGUCAGUGCCCGAUGCACUGGAAAGCUUGAUUCUGGAGAAGCGCUUGCUUCAAGCUGCCGGCCUUCUCGUACGGAGCCUCAAGCUGAUCAAGAAACCGGACAUGAUGGAGAUUGGUGCAGUAUCUGACCUUCGUAGCUACCUUGUCGGCCAAGAAGCGACAUUGCGAGAAAUUCUCGUUGAUGAGCUACAUGGACAUCUUUAUCUCAAGUCCUUCUGGUGUGAGUCGAGAUGGGCCAUGUAUGCACCCAAUCAACAAACCUUCUCGGACCUUGAAGACCAACAAGACGAGCCCGAGGGCAAUGGGACCGGCAGACCGUUAUCAGCCUCGUCUCCGGUGUCACCGAAUGCCCCUCGUCCUCGCGCAUCGCGCCUGGCCAAGUUUCUUGAUGAUCUCGCCCUUCGUCCCAACGACCCGCCUUUCGACGUCAAUGAUACUGGAUAUAGGAAGAGUGUAGCAAGCGGCGGGUUUUCCUUCGGAUUGUCCUCCUCACACGGCCUCGGCGGCCACUCGACGACGUCCAACACGACUCCUCGAAAUCCUGAGGCUGAUUCGUUCGCCUACAUCGAGACGCUCCUGGAAGCCCUCGCCGUUCUUGGCAAGCUCGGGACAGGCCUCGAUAUUGUUGCCCAGAAACUACCCACAGAAGUCUUCUCUUUGGUCGAGGCGACAGUCGAAGAAGUGUCCGAACGGGCUGAAUAUGGCCGACGGGGAUCUAUGGUCGGUAUGAUGGAUCCCGUUCCUUCCGAUAGGCUCGGCGCAUCUUUCCUUUCGACUCCCAUCAUCACGUCCAAUACAUUCGGUAUUGCUGGGGUGGCGAUUGUAUCAACACUUCAAGGAACAGGCAUGAACGCACGGAAAGGGGUCUUAGAUGCGACUAGCCUCCGCUUAACAGCACUGGAGGCCUCGACCAAGGUUAUUGAUCAAGAAACCUUGAGGGACUUUUUCUGGACUCUGUAUUCCAAGCUUAUCGCUGUAAGCGAAGGUCUUCGUGUCGUUUUUGAAGUUGCCAACAGAAUUGGGUCUAGGAGGGACUACAAAGACUCAUCCGGUACGAAACUGGGAUCACUAUUCCCUCUAGAAGAGGUUUGGGCGCCCAUCCAAGCGGAAAUCCGCGUGCUCUUGAGUGACUAUGUCACAGAUGAAGAGCAAGGAGCCGUCUCAGGACGAAACCCCAUCUCUUCGAUCAACGAGAUCCUUCGCGAUGGCCGCUUCAUUCGCGACAAGAUGAAGCCGAUCUUCCGGUUCGCAGACUCUGAUGCGAAAAGUGCAACGAAGACUCUACGGCAGAGUGAAGACGAGCUUACUCGCGUGCUCAAGGAUACUGUUCCGGGCCUGGUGCAGAGCUCUGAGAACGCUGUGCAGUCAACGCUUGCCGCCGUAGGCACGGACGAUCGCUUGAUGGGGACAGGACAACAUCAUAGAUUGCUCGUUCACCCAAACGCUUUUCACAUCACCAUCCUCUUCCAGCCGACGCUGGCAUGGCUCGAUCGUAUAGCUGAUAUCCUUCCAUCGGGCCUUGAUUCAGCGCGCAAGGCUAGUGCUGUUUUGGACGAGUUCGUACUCAAGGUGUAUCUGCCACAGCUAGAAGACAAGGUGUCAACGAUUUUCCACCAGACAAUCACCAGUCCAGACGCUUUCGAACCUGACCCUGCUUCGUUGGUGUUAUCGUCAAGACCGCUCGCCAAGGCAAGCGUGCAACUGAUGGCUUUGAUCAACUCGCUCUGUUCCAUGCUCAGAACCACGCCCUUCCACCGAGAGAACUACUCCCGAUUGAUCCUCACGGUUAUUGGGAAGUUUUACCAGAGGUGCAGCGACAGGUUUUCACACCUUGUCUCCGUCAAGGGAGCCACAUCCGCUGGUAGCGACGAGUCCAUGGCAACGGCCGCCCAAUGGGCGCAGAAGCCCGAGCUUGGUCCGUGUCUGACCGAACUUCUCAAGGUCCUAUCUGGUAGCCCUUCCGUUGCACCCAAAUCCCAGCUUUGUCGACAAGAAACACAUCUCGAGAGUAGUCUGUUAGGAGAAGGUGCUGUCAGCAAGGAUGACCUAGUUCCCUCCGUACGAAAUGUUUCUGCUUUGGCAAGCCUCUAUCACAGUGUCACUUGGUUUGCACACCAGCUCAACGCCCUGAAGAUGUCACCAGAGGAGGUCCUACCGCCAAAUUCCCCCCUGCAUCUGGAACCACCCAGCGCUGUAACCCCUCUCACUCCGUACCCCCCCCUCGCCGAACUCAUCCUCUACACGAUUCGUAUCGAUGUCAGAUGCCGUGCUAUUCAUCAUCUCGACCUAGCCCUCAGACAUGGUAAUUACCGCAUCGAGCAUGAAGCUGGAGAGCCGGACCCGCAUGUUGUCGAUCUUAACACAGAGAUGGGCAAUUUGGAUGCGUGCUUGAAUGCCGCACUACCAGAUGUGGAGCGCAAAUUCGUGUUCGAGGGCAUCAGUCAUCUGAUGCAGUACCUUCUGAUCGCCAACGCUCGUUUCAUACCUGCUGCCAAUGAAUGGGGCAUCAAGAAGAUGAACAGGAACAUGCUCGCAUUACGACAGAACAUCAAGAGCCUUGCUGACGACAGUGAUAGCCCACACUUCGAGCGAGCGAAGCGGUACUAUUCUCUCUUCCUGAUGACACCAUCGGAAAUGCUCGACACUGUCCGUCAGAAGCAGGAGUUUUCUUUCGACGAGUACAAGGUCAUCCUCGACCUACAAUGCGGAGUCGAGCGCAAUGCUGCAGACGGGGGUUCCCAGGCGACUGACCGCAACUACAACAUGUAUCUCAUCGAGUUGCACGGACUCGAGCUCGAGAGUUCGUCGGACGUGAGCUGA